UUGCGUACUGGUUAGCACACAAACUCCUCACUAGAACAAAAGCUGUGUUCAUUCCGCUCCCGGGCACGAUCGCUAUUCAAUCCCACCACCACUCAACUUCUACUCUGUCUCUACAACAGGCCGACAGGCGUCGAUACCAAUGGGGUCUUGACUGACAGGAAACGUCGAUACCAAGGGGGUCUUGGGUGAGGAAAAACGGACGAUUUUUUCUUGUCUUCCCGGUAAGGUAAUUAUGAAUUCGUGGAUCACUAAGGACAUGUAGUACCGUGUGGUUACACAGACUGUGUCUACAGUCGACUAUUUGCUGUGCAUGCAGAUACAGGUCUUUUUUCACUGAGAUAUACAGACAACGAUAGGGUCCAUCGUUGCCGUAUAUUUUUACCAAAGUUUCUUCGUUGAGGUGAGUUAGGACAGGAAAUUCGUUAUAUCAACUGGAAGACAAGAUGUCGUUUUGAGGCUGACCAAAAAUAUCCAAAAAGGAAGAAUCAACGACGGCAAGGUUGCUUUGAAAGACCUUGUCAUUCUGGAAGUCGGGUUAGUUUCACCGGUGCGAAGCAAGCUCUUAACGAAAAUCCUCGCUAAAGGUCGUGACCUCAUUUGUCACAAGCCGGACAAGGUGAAAAAUAGUUCCGUGAAGAGGGACCGGUCUUGGAAACUUCGCUAUUUGGCGCUAAACAAACGAAGGAACUAAACACCGGUCUCGACCAGAGGUGGACUGCGUGCGACCAAAACAGACUUCUACUAGAGGAGAACUCUGGACACACAAUGCCGGGUGAUAUAUUGCUGUAAGUAAUCAAGCACUCCCGGGUGUUGCGCUGAGAACGUCGUCUGUGUAUCUAGAACUCGUACAUCAUGGGGGAGAGAAGCCACCACAUGAUAAAGCGGUCAGGAAGCGGAGCUAAGGACGUCCGGAAACUCAACAGGGCCAGGGUCGUGGUGCUGGGGCAUCCGGGCUGCGGGAAAACAGCCCUGUGUGUGAGAUUCCUGACCAGACGGUACAUAGGAGAGUAUGAGCCCAACAAAGAGUCGACCUACACAACAGACACGGUGGUUGACGGGGAGACCAUCCAUCUAGAGAUUCUAGACACGGCAAGAAAGCACCAGAAUGAGAAAGUAAGUCUGGACGCCUCCAUCAAGUGGGGAGACGGUUUCAUCAUCAUGUACUCCGUCACAGACCGGGAGAGUUUCUCCGCAGUCAAGCGGAUCAAACGACUCAUAGACGCCGCUAAGGAGACGCUGGGCAUCCCUGUGAUUAUCGUGGCGAACAAGCGGGACCUGGACCGGAGCAGGACCGUGCGGUGUGCCGAGGGACAGGAGCUGGCGGGGGAACUGUCGUGUCCGUUCUUUGAGAUCUCCGUGGCGGACGGCUAUGACAGCGUGGCGAGCGUGUUCCACAGACUGAUCAGGGAGGUGAAGUGCGAGUUCCUCAAGCACCUGGAGGCGAUGGAGAAACGCUCCAAGAUCCUCAACAUGAGGAACGUGCUCUUCAGGCGCAGGCGCAGUAAGACGCAGUGAUGACGUCACUCGUUGUCGUGACGUCAGUGCUGACGUCAUUGGUCAUUGUGACGCCAUAAGAUACCACCUCAGAACUUAACAUCACAUUAUAACGUCUAGGCGUAUGGAAAUGUUCGAGAGAAACGUUUCAUGCGUUAUAGUUUGUACCUACGGAGGCCCGUAAGUACAGACCUG
Messenger RNA from Branchiostoma belcheri (Belcher's lancelet), 1689 nucleotides. Its product is annotated as ras-related and estrogen-regulated growth inhibitor-like. The record is from RefSeq and is a predicted model, not a curated record. Gene Ontology annotation, molecular function: GTP binding; GTPase activity. Bases 853 to 1515 code for a protein of 220 amino acids. NCBI's taxonomy places the organism in Eukaryota, Metazoa, Chordata, Leptocardii, Amphioxiformes, Branchiostomatidae. The transcript is spliced from 6 exons.